Messenger RNA from Paramecium sonneborni, 782 nucleotides. NCBI's taxonomy places the organism in Eukaryota, Ciliophora, Oligohymenophorea, Peniculida, Parameciidae. The record is from the annotation of a GenBank genome assembly.
AUGUUUGGCAUUAUUCUUAUUUCAGUCUUAGUGUUGGCUUAAUCUAAUGUGGAAUUAAUUGAGAGUUAAACCAAUCCUAUACCAACCAUGGUUAAUUUUGAAGAGUAUCAAAUAAAUGAAGAUUAAACAUAAUAACAACAGGGAUAGUUUAGUUUUGAUGACACUUUCAUCUCUUCUAAUACAAAUAUUAUUGAAAAUAUUCAAAACAAUAAAUCUGUUGAAGAUCCAAAUAAUUUUAUUUUAGACCUUUAGAAUGAUUCAACUCUUAAUUCUUAAAUAACCUCAACCUUUACUAAUCAAAAUUAGAUUCAAGUAAGAAUAUCUUAUAAUAAAGAGGAUGUAAAUGUAAAUGAUAUACCAAAAUUAGAUAUGAUUCAUACGUAAAGUACUUAAACAUUUACUUAGUAAGAAACAAAUAUAAUAUGUACAAGUUUGAUUAAGAAUUAGCUAAUACUUAAGAGAACACUUUAAAUUCUAAUUGUAUAGUAGUUUAUUCAUAAUGUCAUUUCAAAGGAGAGUCAUUAGAAUUAUGUGAAUCUUAAAGGAAUAUUGAGUAAUCAUUUAAUAAACGUAGCAAUUUUGACCAUGAUAUUAAAUCAAUUGAAAUUCCUAAAGGAUAUUCAGUAAGACUGUAUAAUAAGGAAGAUUUUUUAGGUGAAAAGAUACUUUUGAAGGAGAGUUAGGAAUGUCUUAAUAAACCAUUAGCUUUAACAUAACUGUAGGAGAAAUAAUGGAAUAAAUUUACGAUUCUUGCUUAAAAUGUGAAUUUAAGGGCAAUUUGA